CCCUCCGGAUCGUUUAAUCAGGGAGCGCGCACAGCUCAGAGGACCAUUUUACGCACGGGCACCAGCAGGCGCGCAGCGCGGCCGUGGAGAUAACCGAUCCUCCUGUUGCGCCAUGGAGAACUCCAGCGCACAGACAGCUGCCAUCCUGGACUUUAUCUCCUACACUUUGAAGCAACCUGUGGAUCCGCGGAAACGGAGCGUGAUGGAGGGCUUCUCGGUGCCCGGUGGGGCCAUGAUCCUGGAAAGCAGCGCACUCAGGACUGAUGCUGGACUGGGAUUAAUGAGCGCUCCCCAAACAGAAGCUCCUCACCUGGUGCCUGCCUUCUGGGACUCCCCGCUCAGCCACGGCAUCAAUGUGUUCGUGGGACUGGUCCUGUGUUUCACCAUGCUGGGCCUGGGCUGCACCGUGGAGGUCAACCAGCUCGGGGAACACAUCCGCAGACCCAUCGGGGUGCUGCUCGCUCUGGUGUGUCAGUUUGUCAUCAUGCCUCUGGUGGCUUUCCUUCUGGCUUUAGCCUUUUCUCUGGAUGAUGUGGCAGCGAUGGCUGUGCUCCUCUGUGGCUGCUGUCCUGGAGGGAACUUAUCAAAUAUCAUGUCUCUGCUGGUGCACGGAGAGAUGAACCUCAGCAUCAUCAUGACCAUUUCCUCCACCCUGCUGGCGCUGGUCCUGAUGCCCCUCUGCCUCUGGAUCUACAGCCGGGCCUGGAUCAACACGCCUGUGGUCAACCUGCUGCCCUUCGGGGCCAUCAUCCUCACCCUGUGCAGCACUCUCAUCCCAAUAGGUCUGGGUGUUAUGCUCAGAUACCGCCACACGCGUGUGGCUGAUGUUGUUUUAAAGGCCUCCCUUUGGUCCCUGCUGGUCACCCUGGUGAUGCUGUUCAUCCUGACAGGAGUGAUGCUGGGCCCAGAGCUGCUCUCCACCAUCCCUCCCUCUGUCUACGUGGUGGCCAUCCUGAUGCCUCUGUGCGGGUACGCCGCUGGUUACGGCCUGGCCGUGCUCUUCGACCUGCCCCCCAACAGUCGCAGAGCUGUAUCCCUGGAGACAGGCUGCCAGAACGUGCAGCUGUGCACGGCCAUCUUGAAGCUGGCCUUCCCUCCUCAGCUGAUGGGUGGGAUGUACAUGUUCCCUCUGCUGUAUGCCCUCUUCCAAGCGGCCGAGGCCGGCAUAUUCAUCCUGGCUUACAGGCUGUACAGGAAGGAAGUUCUGCAUAAACCAGAUCCUUUGAUGGACGGUGAUGAAACAGACAUAUCCUACCAGAGGUUCCACGAUGAGGACUUUGAGCCGUCUUAUGGUGCUGUUACAGUGAGUGACACAAACACCAUCAUGUUAGAGCCCUGUCCUCCUGAUCCCACUCCUGUUUAAUCAUUCAGGGGAAAAAAAAACAUUUAUUUGCUGCUGCUAUGAGAAAUAAAUAAAUAAAAGUUGCCAUUGCUGUCACCCAUUUAAGAAAUAAAAAAGAGGAGAUAAUGAUCCAGAUUAAUGUUUAGCCUAAGCUUACUUCAUUAAAAUUAAUCACUGAUGUAUUUUAAAAGGAAAACAAACAAAAAAAAGCCUUACAGAUAUAUCAUCAUGUGCAUGUUUUUUUUUUUUUU
Messenger RNA from Cyprinodon tularosa, 1593 nucleotides. RefSeq names its product solute carrier family 10 member 4 (gene slc10a4). Gene Ontology annotation, cellular component: membrane. The record is from RefSeq and is a predicted model, not a curated record. Gene Ontology annotation, molecular function: bile acid:sodium symporter activity. Gene Ontology annotation, biological process: bile acid and bile salt transport. The transcript has 3 exons. Bases 113 to 1363 code for a protein of 416 amino acids. Lineage: Eukaryota; Metazoa; Chordata; Actinopteri; Cyprinodontiformes; Cyprinodontidae.